AUGGCACCAAACAGAGGCUCCUCAUCCAAAUCCUCAAAUAAAUCCUCUUCCGCCUCCAAAUCCAAAUCCAAUUCAAAAACCCUCUCCUCCAGCUCUCGCGUGUCUAAACCCAAAUCCAAAUCCUCUGCCAACGGUCCCUCGCCCAAGGAGGUGAAAGUCAAACCCCGCACGGCGCCGGAGAAUCUGAAAAAGAAAAAGAAGAGGAUAUAUACUGAGAAGGAACUGGAUCUGCCGCAAUUGAAUAUGAUUACCCCCGUGGGUGUGACGAAGCCGAAAGGUGUGAAGAAGGGGAAGUUUUUUGUGGAUGAUCAGGAGAGCAUGAUGACUCUUCUCGCUAUGGUGAAUGCGGAGAAGGAGGGUCAGAUUGAGUCGAAGAUGAUGAAAGCGAGACAGCUGGAGGAGAUUCGCGAGGCGAGGAGGAAGGAGGCGGAAGCGAGGCAGGCGGCGAAGAAGGAGAAGCUGGCACACUCGCUUCGUAAGAAGAAGCGGCAUAACACUGAUGGGAACAGAGAGGAUAGGAAGGAUGGGAAGAAAUCAUCGUCAUUGGGAGAUGCUGAGAGGUCAGGAUCGUCCAUAACGGGGGCAAAAGCGAACCGGAAACGGGUAGCUUUUGCAUAG
Messenger RNA from Paracoccidioides lutzii Pb01, 618 nucleotides. RefSeq lists its product as hypothetical. The coding region runs from base 1 to 618 and encodes 205 amino acids. Gene Ontology annotation, cellular component: preribosome, large subunit precursor; nucleolus. The record is from RefSeq and is a predicted model, not a curated record. The transcript has 3 exons. Gene Ontology annotation, molecular function: mRNA binding. Gene Ontology annotation, biological process: intracellular mRNA localization; ribosomal large subunit biogenesis.